Messenger RNA from Eufriesea mexicana, 2727 nucleotides. It is a transcript of the gene AGO3, whose product is annotated as Argonaute 3. NCBI's taxonomy places the organism in Eukaryota, Metazoa, Arthropoda, Insecta, Hymenoptera, Apidae. The transcript has 11 exons. The record is from RefSeq and is a predicted model, not a curated record. Gene Ontology annotation, molecular function: RNA binding; protein binding. Bases 1 to 2727 code for a protein of 908 amino acids.
AUGGAUAAAGAAGACAAAGGCAAACAAUUUAGCAUAGGAAGAGGCAAUAUUCUUUUAAAACUUAUGAAAGAAAAAGAGAAAUCUGAAAAUAUAACUGUAUCACAAACUACAUUGGAUACAAGUACUACUUCUAAUAUUCCUCCGUUAAUUGAAAUUUCAUCAAGUUCUACAAUAGGACUAGGAAGAGCUACUUUAUUAAAUAAAUUAAAAGCAAUAAAAUCUACUACUGAAGUACCAGAUCCUAAACCAAUACAAAUAGAUGGACAAGGUAGAGGGUCAUUACUUAGUAGACUUAAAGCUGUUAGUUUGAGUGCAAAACCAUCUGAACAACCAAGUAUUUCUAUACAAUCUUCUAAUGAUGCUGGAGUAUUAGGUAAAUUAUCUGAUAUUACAAAACAAGAAACUAAACAGUUAUCUGAAUUACCACAUUCAACAUCUCAACCAAAACAUACACAAGGAACUGGGGGAAAGCCAAUACAAUUAAGUGGCAACUAUAUAAAUCUCAAGGUAGAUCCUAACAAAGGAUUAUUCAGUUAUGAAAUUAAAUUUCAUCCUGACAUUGAUUCCAGACCACUUCGUAGGAAACUUCUUAAUCAACAUUUACAAUCACUUGGACGAACAAAAGUAUUUGAUGGUGCAAUACUCUUUCUUCCAAAAAAAUUGGAGGAAAAUAUAACUAUUUUCGAAUCUACACAUCCUAUGGAUGGAUCCACAGUCAAGUUAACAUUAAUAUAUAAAAAGCAGCAAGAUAUGUCCGGAAAUAUUCUAUUUUUCAAUGUUUUACUCGGACGUGUAAUGCGCGCUCUUAGUUUAGUUCGCAUAGGUCAACAUAGUUUUAAUCCAAAGGGAAUACAAUCUAUACCGCAACAUAAAUUGGAAGUAUGGCCAGGUUAUGUCACAGCUAUUAGCUCAUAUAAUACUGGUUUGAAAUUACGCAUAGAUGCACGUCACCGUGUUAUACGUACAGAAACAGUACGUGAUUUAAUGGUUGCAUUGGGUCGAAAACCACAGUUUAAAGCUGCUGUUGUAAGAGAAUUAAUUGGAUUAUCUGUCCUUACAAGAUAUAAUAAUAGGACUUACCGUAUUGAUGAUAUUGCAUGGGAUAAAAAUCCAACACAUAUAUUUGAUAGAGGAACUGACAAAAUAUCUAUAAUAGAUUACUAUAAAUAUAAUUGGAAUCUAGAUAUAAAAGAUAAAGAACAACCACUUUUAGUUAAUUGCGCUAAAAAGAAAUUAUCUUCUGGUGAAACACAAGAACAACUGAUAUUUUUAGUUCCUGAAUUAUGUUAUGUAGCAAGUUUAAGUGAUAGUAUUCGUACAGAUUUUAGAGUAAUGAAGGAUCUUGAUGCAUUGACUAAACUAACUCCUAAUGCCCGACAUAAUGUAAUUAGACAUUUUAUAGAAGAAGUAAAAAAUAAUGAUGUACCAAGAGAAAUAUUAGCUGAAUGGGGUUUAGAAUUGGAGUCUGAUAUAGUAGAAUUUUCAGGCAGAGUUCUUGAUCAUGAGACUAUUUACUUUGGUAAGAAUGUGAAGUUUCUACCUCCACCUGAUAAGCCUGCAGAAUGGAGUUCUGCAGUGUGUAGGAAUACUCUAUUGAGGGCUGUGAAUUUAAAUUGCUGGUGUAUUUUACAUUGUCAAAAAGAUACAAGAUGUACACUUGAGUUUAUCACUAUGUUAAGAAAGGUUGGAAAAGUCAUGGGUAUUAUUGUUAAAGAACCACAAGUAAUUUGCUUAAGAGAUGAUAAAAUUGAAACAUAUGUACAAACAUUAAGAAAUAAUAUUAAGGAUAUAGUUAAUUUAAUGGUCAUUAUAUUUCCUACAAGCAGAACUGAUAGAUUUUCCGCAGUAAAAAGAGUAUGCUGUGUAGAAAUGCCUAUACCAUCCCAAGUAAUCAUGUCCAGGACAAUUUCUCGUGGUGAUAAAUUAAAAAGCAUAACAGAAAAAAUUGCAUUACAAAUUAAUUGUAAGCUGGGAGGAGCACUUUGGGCAUUACCUAUACCUAUGGAAAAUUGUAUGAUAUGUGGAAUAGAUGUAUAUCAUGCUGGCAUUGGUAGUUCAAUGAAAUGUAGUGUUGCAGGAUUUGUAGCAAGUUUAGAUAAACUAUUAACAAGUUGGUACAGUAAGGUUUGCCUGCAAGGCAGACAUCAAGAAUUAAUAGAUAUGCUGCAAAUGUGUUUCAUUUCAGCAAUAAAAGCUUACUACAAACGUAAUAAACGUUACCCAGAUCGUAUUAUCGUAUAUCGAGAUGGCGUUGGUGAUGGACAAUUAGAUACUGUUAGUAAAUACGAAGUGAAACAACUAUUAACAACACUUGAAACUAUAGAACCCAGUUAUCAACCAACAUUAACUGUAAUAGUAGUUCAAAAACGAAUUAGUACACGGUUAUUUGAAAAAUUUAAUACAGGACUAAGGAACCCUCCACCAGGGACAGUUGUGGAUUCUUAUAUAACAAAACCUAAUCUCUAUGACUUCUUUUUAAUUUCUCAGAAUAUACGUCAAGGUACAGUAUCUCCAAUUCAUUAUAUUGUCAUUUAUGACAAUAAAAAUAUGAAUCCAGAGCAUGUACAACGCCUCACAUACAAGCUCUGUCAUUUAUAUUAUAAUUGGUCUGGUACUAUAAAAAUUCCUGCUCCAUGUCAAUAUGCACAUAAACUUGUUUAUCUUGUUGGUCAACAUAUACAACUAGAACCACAUCAAUCACUUUCAAAUAUGUUAUAUUACUUAUAA